AAACAACAAACGGUCACACUAAGUAGAAUUGUUGAACUGUUAACAAAAUCACGCUCCUGAAAUUACUCAUGUUUUGGACGAGACGAAAAGUUUUAUUAAUUUAAUGUUUUUGUAUAUUGUAUUCUGUCCAUGAGCGUAUCAGAGUCAGACAGAAAGAAAGGGAGAGAGACAUACUGAGAUACAGGGCCCGCAGGCAGAGAGACAGAGAGGGCGAGAGCGAGCUAAAGCGGGUGCGAGCAAGACAGCGCGCGCUCGCCGCACGCACACAUAUAUAUAGUAUCAGAAAAAACCAAGUCGAAAAAGGUCGCUAUUCGAUUUUGCGAAAAUUUCAACGAUUUUUUCAUACCUAUAUAUGUACACAAAGAACCGCUGCGUCAUCAAAUACGUAUAUAUCAGAUGUAUGUCAAUAUAUGUAUGGCCACUACUAUAUGUCAUAUAAGCCAGUAUAUAUAUCUUUAUUCACCUACUGUACCACUUCCACAUUAUGUAAGCAGCGACGCCAAAAAAACACAAAAACAGGAAAAACGAAAAGCAAAAAGCAAAACAACGAACCAAAAAAAUCGUACCUAUAAACCGAAAACCGAACAGCAAUGUUAUAAACAAAUACCGAAAAGUUGUAAAUGUUCCAUAUAAAAAAAGAAAACAGAAAUCGCACGUAAAAUCACGCUAAAAAGAAAGUAAGAUCGAAAAAAAACGAAAUGUUUGAUUGUUUGGCAUAGUUCCGAAAUAUCUGUAUGUACUCCACUGUAUAUGUACUUAUGUAUGUCUGUAUGUAUACAUAUGUAUGUUCCUCUGCGGCCACGCCCCCCUCGCAUCGUGCGUGAGAAAGGGACAGGUGGCGCGAGUUAUUGGAAGCAUUCAUACAUACAUUUGUUUUUGGAACGCCAGCAAAAAGAAAAACAAAUAUGCGUGGUUUUUCGUUCACUGUAUGUAUGUACAUAAAUGCAAACUGCGCAGCUGUUUAGCACACUCAUACACACGACUGUCAUUAAUAGUCGCACUUAAACAAAUUCUUACAUCAAACUAAAAAAACUAAAAGUGUAAACAUUAAACAUUUCUUUUUUUCGAGCACACACUCAAAAAACACAAUAAUUAACUAACAAAGACAUUAUCUUCUUCCAAAACAUACGCGAGUACAUUCAAACUGGAACAUUGCCUUGUUUUUCUGCAAAAAGAGCAUCGUUUUUCGCGGGUUCGCCACUAGCUUUAUCGCCAUUGAGAUCUAAGCUAUAAAUACGAAAAUGUCAUCUAUUUUGGCGGAUGCGCCGGUGAUUGAUUUAGCGGAGGACUUAGAGGAUGGCGAGAUCGACGACGAUGACGAGGAGGAGGAAGCGCAGCCGCCACCGAAGAUCAAAGUCCAAAAGAAGGUUUCCUCAGUGGAUGAUGAUGUCCAAUUUGUGGGCAUCGAGGUGAAGAACAAAAUCAGCGAAGAGGAUGUCGUUUUUCUGGGAUUAUCGGCCGAUUCUAGCGGCGUACACAAUAACAAUAGCAGCAAGUCUAAGAAGCCCAGACCAUUGGAAGAUGAUCACGCCAGCAGCAUUGAAAAUGCUAUAGCCAAUGCCUUAAAGAAGAAGGGCAUAGAACCGCCAAUGCCCAGAAUGCGUUCGUCAAACCAAGGCGAUAUGGGCGAUGUAUCUUUGGAGGGAUCCGGGGAGGGUUUAUCCGGCGGCGGAAAUCACCUCCAGCAACCAAGUCGCAGCAGCAGGAGAAGGAAGAGGAAAAAAGAACGCGAGCGUGAGCAAAAGAAGGACAAGGAACACCAGAAACGGUCACGCCGUGAAGAGGAUGACGUGUCCGGUGUGGCGGGCGGUGCCGGUAGUGAGGACAUGGACGAGUAUGAGAUGAUGAACGUACGCGGCGGCAGUCCGCCGCCCGGAGGAGUAGCACCAGCCUCAUCUGGAGGUAGUGGUGCUCAACGAUUCAGCGGUCCCGACUGGGAUAUGGGCGAUGGGCCAGCGGCAGGCGGAGGAGCAGGCGCUGGUGGAGGAGGAGGAGGCUAUGAUUCGCAGCAGGAUCCUUACAGCAGCUACGAUUCCUAUUCCGAGGAGGAGGCGGCAUCUGGCCCGGGCUUGAUGAAUCAGCGGCGUCGAAUGCGAAGAGAUAGAGAGAAGGAUACGCAAAGGGGUAGCAACAAACGCAAGCGAAGGGAUCGCGAACGCCAUGAGGCCGUUGGAGUUGGAGCAGGGCCCAAGCGAAAUCGUCGAGAUUCCGGGGAAGGAGGUGGCGGUGGUCAGGAUAAGAUGGGCGGCUGCGGUCGUGUCGAGCCCCGCAAACUGGAGCUAUGCAAGUUCUAUCUAAUGGAUUGCUGCGCCAAGCGGGACAAGUGCUCAUACAUGCACAAGGAGUUCCCCUGCAAGUACUAUUACCUGGGCAUGGAUUGCUAUGCCGGCGACGAUUGCCUUUUUCAUCACGGCGAACCUCUAUCCGAACAGCUGCGCAACAUCCUGCUCAAACACAUGGAGACGGCACCGAAAGAAAUUCUCGGCGAUUUCAAGCGAAUAUCGAGGGACAUUGCUCUGGGGCAGAUGACUCGACGACACGAGCAGUUGUGCGAGCAAUUUAAGCGGGAGAAUACCUGGAGCAGCAUGAUGGGCAGUGGGGGAAUGGGCAGGCGACAGGAUCAGCAGCAGCACAUGCAGAUGCAACAGCAGCAGCAACAAAUGCAGCAGCAACAAAUGCAGCAGCAACAGGAACAGCAACAGCUCCAACUGCAACAACAGGGGGCUGCUGAGGCCGGUGGCUGCAUUCCCUCCCUUUUAGACAUGGUCAUCAAUCCACCGCAUCCAGAGAAGAAACGCAAGUCCCGCUGGGCUGAUAAAACGGCAGCCAAGGCGGCAGCUGGAGCAGCAGCUGCAUCAGAAACGGGGAACACAUCUUCGGCUGUCAAAUCAUUGCCACCACAUUUGGACUUGGCCAAUCUCACCAGCGUUUUGAGUCCCGAAAACAUGGCCAAGCUGAAUAAACUGGGCAUCACGAACCUGGAGCAAAUGCUGCAAGUGCCCUUUGGCCAGUUAACUGAGGCGGGCUUAACGCUGGUCGAGAUUGGGGAGAUUCAGCGCAAGGCCGAAGAGGCCAAGCCACAAACCCAAACGGAAACGCCGAUCAGCACUCCCAUUGCGAAGCCGGAAACGGAGGCCAACAACAGCAAUUCCAACAGCAAUGGUUUCAUUAUGGUGGACUAUACACAGUAUCUCAAGGAUGCACAUGUCAGCUUUUCGGGCAACGAUCCGCUGGACGACGAUCGCGAUGAUGAAGAGCAACUGGUCAUAGACGAUGGCAACGAGUCCACCGCCGAAGAGGAGCAGCAACCAAAGCCGGCGAAGGCGCCGACGGCCGCUCGACAGGAUUCCGCCACCGAGGAGGCGCCCUUGCCCUCAGUUUUCGAUUUGCCCAGCUUCAUGAGCAACAUGCUGGGCCAGGCAGCCUCGACAAGCCAACUGCUGCCAGCCAGUGCCACGUCGCCCAAUCAGGAGAUGACGCCAUUGGCUGGAGAUGAUCAAUCAGGACUAAGACCCGUGCCCAGCGGCGGGAACUCCUCCACCAAUGUGUUCAGCCGCAUUCUGUUCGGUGACAAGCAAUCGGAUCCCGAGGCUAGAGCGGCGUUCUACCGCGACAUCAUACGCAAUCCCUUCAAGGCUCACAGCGGCGAUGGCGAUGUGGACUCCAGUAAUGAGAACUCCAAUUCGAAUUCGCGUUCGCUGACGCCGACUCCCACUCCGGAGCCGGGGUCCCAGUCGCCCAAGCAGGAGGAUCACGACCUUGAGAUGCCGGAAUUGCCUGCCAUUACGGAAGCGUUGCCGCCAACGACGCCCUCGCUCUAUGUGCGCCCUUCAAUGUAUGAUUUCGAUCCCUCCAAGCCGGAGCAACAGCACCAGCGUAGGGAGCCCGCCCUGGAGGAGGAGGAGCUGCGCCAGCGUGAUACAGAUAUGCGCCUCCCGUUCGAACCGAUGAUACACUACAUGCCCGCCACCGAGAUAGAUGCGGCGAUCUUCUCGCACACUCCGCUCCGCUGGCAGCUGCAGAUGGUGUUCGUGGAGAAGACCAGCUAUGCCCAGAUCAGAGCCAGCGCUCUGCACAAGGGGCAGCGGGAUCUGCGGGAUCCGCGCAUCCGUCGUAUUUUGGGCUUACCCGAUAUACCCGAUAAUGGCGGACCCUUGGGCUCGGUAGCUCCUGCGGGGGCUAGCUCCUUGUCGAGUGACUCCUUUGGUCGUUCCGGAGCGAGUAUAGCCUCGCCAGAAUCGGAGUGCAGUGUACGCGAUGCCACGCCCAGUUCACCGCCCCCGGCUUUGGCCAAUUUGCCCUCGAUGAGUGUGCCACCGCCAUCGAUGAGUGUACCGCCUCCGAAUCUACAGCUGGAAAAGCCCGCGGUGCGAACAGAUCCACGUCGCGAUCCCAGGAGAGCCCAUCUUCAGGCUCAAACUCAAGCUGCGAGUACGGCGAAUCCCACUCCAUCCACUACAACCAAUGCCACUGGUGGCAGCAAACAAAUCUCCGAAAUCCGCAGCCUGAUGCAGAGUUCCAACUGGUACAAGAAUCUGGGCAGCAAUAAUAAGAUCAUGGUGAAUCAACAGCUCGCCUUGGUGUUUACCGAACUUAAGAAGUUUCAUCAGCUGCCCGAGGAUGCACCAAAGAUUUUUGAUGUCAGCUUUAUAGUGAACAACCCCACGUUGCAGCAAAUCUUUGCCAAGCUCUUCAUUUUUGUGGAUGACAAUGGACAGGUGGUGCAGAUGCCCGAGGAGAAUACCGGUGGUGGAGCAGGAGCACCAGGAGCAGGAGCAGCAGGAGGUGGUGUGGUACUGCCCAAUCUAUCGCAGCCGCCACCAAUUUUGGCACAAAUGCUAAGGGUACCGCCGCCAAAUAUACGGAUGCUGCGCAUGUCCGGAAUGAUGAUGCAAAUGGGCAAUCUGGGACCGCCUUUCAAUCAGCCACCUCCGCGAGCUGGAUUGCUGGGAAUGCUGCCAGGCAGCAAUGGAGGAAACCAAGGAGGAGUAAACCAGGGAGGAGGAGGACCAGUGCCCAAUGGCAAUCCCUUCAAUCCGUUUGCGGGCGGAGCAGGCAACAAUGGAGGAGGAGGCUGCGGCAUGGGCAACAUGAAUCCCAUGGGCAACAUGGGCAACAUGGGUAACAUGGGUAACAUGGGCAACAUGGGCAUGCCUUUCAACAACUUUAACAAUGGGAACAAUAACAACAACGGGGGAGGCAGAGGUGGAAAUUUUCCGGCCGGAGGACCAGGUGGAAACGGCAAUGGAAGCAAUCGCAAUCAGCGAGGCGGCAAUCAGCGGAAUCGCAACAUCUAAAAGCGAGUGUCCAGGAAAACCCAACCAACAUAAAAGACUUCUUAUGCCAAAAUGAUGUCCAUAUUAUGCCCCAUGACCCUUUCACCCCACCCCCUAUUAAACCCCACAAAGAACUGGGUUUUCCCCCCUUUUCUAGAAAAUCCGGGCUUCGACUGCUUUGUACAUUGUAUUCUAUUACUUAAAUCCCCAUCAUUGUCCCUAUUUUUUUUGGCUAGGUGUAAGGAAGACCCUUAUAGCACUACUACGUAUUGAUAAAUGUAGUUUAAACGGAGUAAAAAACAAAGUAACUUAAACAAGAAAAAAAAACAGAGGAACAGGAUCAGAAAGUGAAGUAGAAAUGGUAUGCGACCCUUUUUACCGAACAUUUUUAGUAAUGUAGGAUAAUUUGUUUAUUUGUACAUGUACUUGAUUAACUAGACAUACAAACUACAAAUAAAUGACCUGUUUUAAGUAA
Molecule: messenger RNA, 5751 nt
Organism: Drosophila rhopaloa
Lineage: Eukaryota; Metazoa; Arthropoda; Insecta; Diptera; Drosophilidae
Gene: su(sable)
Product: protein suppressor of sable
Exons: 6
Coding region: 1242-5297 (1351 amino acids)
Biological process (GO): negative regulation of DNA-templated transcription
Cellular component (GO): nucleus
Molecular function (GO): RNA binding; metal ion binding
Source: RefSeq, a predicted model, not a curated record